AUGAGACUCCACAGGGCCGCCCGCGUCAUUCUCGUCGGUGCCCCCGGUGUUGGCAAAGGAACGCAGUCUGAACGACUUCUUCAACGUUUCCCCCAGCUGCAGUCCAUCAGCACGGGAGACCUUCUCCGCAACAAUGUCAAGCUCCGAACCCCUCUCGGCAUCAAGGUCGAGAAGACCAUGAAGUCCGGCGGUUUGGUUGCAGACGACUUGAUUAUGCGCCUGAUCUCUAAUGAGAUGUACAAGAACGGCUGGCUGCUUAACCGUGGCCGCCCACAGGUCAUGACGCUUGCCUCAUCCGCCGCAACCGUCGACUCCUUCUACGAGGAGCACUUGGACGACUUCGUUACCGCCUCCGGUGCGCUCGAUAGCCACGCCCCGCCUGAAGCCUCCGAAGACCCUUCCGCUUCUUUCAUCCUCGACGGCUUCCCUCGCACGGCUGUCCAGGCCGCGACCUGCGACAAGCUCAUCCCCAUCAAUCUCGUCGUCUCCCUCAAGACGCCUUUCCAUGUCAUUAUGGAGCGCAUCUCUGGCCGCUGGGUUCACGAGCCCUCCGGCCGUGUGUACAAUACCACUUUUAACGCCCCCCAGGUCCCCGGCAAGGACGAUGUCACCGGGGAACCACUUACCCAGCGCCCGGAUGACACCGAGGCCGUCUACAAGGAGCGCUUCCGCAAGUUCCAGGAAACCAGCGAGCCCCUGCUUGAGCACUACGCCAAGAAGGGCGUCCUCUGGGAGGUCGAGGGCAUGAGCAGUGAUGACAUCAGCCCCUUGCUCUUUGACGAGUUCGAGCGGCGUUUCGUUCAUUGA
Messenger RNA from Colletotrichum truncatum, 807 nucleotides. RefSeq names its product GTP:AMP phosphotransferase, mitochondrial. Gene Ontology annotation, biological process: nucleobase-containing compound metabolic process. NCBI's taxonomy places the organism in Eukaryota, Fungi, Ascomycota, Sordariomycetes, Glomerellales, Glomerellaceae. The record is from RefSeq and is a predicted model, not a curated record. Gene Ontology annotation, molecular function: AMP kinase activity; ATP binding. Gene Ontology annotation, cellular component: cytoplasm; mitochondrion.